Molecule: messenger RNA, 2942 nt
Organism: Paramisgurnus dabryanus
Lineage: Eukaryota; Metazoa; Chordata; Actinopteri; Cypriniformes; Cobitidae
Source: RefSeq, a predicted model, not a curated record
AAUGACUAUCACAUGCAAAUUAUCGCGCAUCCCUAAGACAAAUCAUACAAAUUUUAACCCAUUUUUGACCGCAACCUGGCAACCUACAACUCGGUUGCGCUGUUGAUAUCUAUGCAGGUACGGGGGAAGUUGAAUAACUACGUAUUUGCUUCUGGAUUGUGGGUCAAUGGUGCUGACAUAUUAGUGUUGGCAAAGUUUUCGUUAAUAUCAUAACAACUGGAAGUAAAUUGCCACAGUGGCUCCGUCAAGUGCAAUUUGGAGGUGUACCUCAAAAAGAGUCUCGGGAAUUACCUUUCACAAGUAAGACUAAACAGUGGUUUCUGGUUGUGUUAGGAAAGUGUAACAUUAUUUUAAGGUUUUGCAACUGGAGGCAGCCUAUUAAUUGGCAGCAGAGAGAGUUCAUUCACAAGUAUUUCUUCAAAAUCAAGAACUGUCAGAAGGGUAAUGUAUUUCGGUGACUCAGUAGGAAGUCAGAUCUACUGAGGGGCGUGGUUAAUCUGAGAAGAAGAAAAAAGAUUAGAUAAUAUGUGUGUAAAUUUGGUCUGUUUGAAAGAAAAACAAGAGGCCACUUGGACACCAUAAGAACAACUGAUGAUGGAAGAAGAAUCAUCAUUGAGUUCAGAGAGCAGUUCAGAAUCGGACUAUAGUGAGAAUGAAAGAAAGAAAGCAGAACAACAUAGAAAACGGAAAAUGACAACACAAAGAUAUUCUAGGCAGUCUUUAGAAAAACUGAUAGAAGAGACAUCUCUGCUUCCUGUCACAUGCGGGGAUAAAGAAGGUUCCUUGUUUAUUGAGAAAUUUUAUAACAGAGAGAAAUGCAUCUUAAGUGAAGAUCAGUGGUUUAAGCCCAGUGAAUUUGAGAAGUUUGGAGGGAAGGAGAAAAGCAAAAAGUGGAAGACCAGCAUCCUUUGCUGUGGAAUUCCACUCCAGAAUCUAAUAGAUGAUAAAUUUAUUUCAUGCCCAGACUUUAAGAAAAGCAGAAUUCAACAUGACGAGAGUGAAUCUCGUGAAAGCUCACCUGUCACUGUCAGGCUCAGAAGAACAAAGAGAAACUCUUCUGAAUCCUCACAUGAUUCUGGCACGCACAGAAGAACAAAGGCUAGGAAAAAGCUGGUUUCCUCCAGCUCUGAAUCAGAAGAAAGUGUCCACUAUGAGAACAAUGAUGACAACAUCAACAACAACAGUGAUGAUGAUGAUGAUGAUGACAUUAACAUUACCAUGUUUCAAGGUCCAACCCUACCUGUUACCUGCGGCUCUGUCACUGGCAUUCUACACAAAAAACGCUUUGCUAAAGGACACUGUGGGAAAUGCAUAAGGACUGAGGAUUUAUGGCUAACACCUGAGGAUUUCCUCAGACUGGGCAAACAAGAUGGGAUAUGGAAGAAAGACAUUGUGGCUCAUGAAACAACGCUUGGAAAACUUAUCUUGAGAAGAGUUUUGGAACCUGAUGCUGUUAGCUGUGAUUGUGAUGUCUGUCAAGAACUCAAUCAAACCAAUGAUGACGACUGUUACAUCUGUGACUCUGACGAAGAGGUUGUGUGCUGUGAUGAGUGUCCACGAGCUUUUCAUCCACACUGUCACCUACCAGCUGCUGUGGACAUCGACUCUGGAGGCCAAUGGACCUGUACAUUUUGUGUGAUGAGAAAAAUGGAGGAAUCGAAUCAAAGGACACGACAGGAGGUUUUAAACAGUCCACUUUUUCAUUACAAACUGCACUGCCAGUAUUUGUUGUUAUAUCUGCUGCACGAGUGGACUGCUGCUGAGCCCUGCACCAAAGUUUCAGACAAUGAGAGUAAAUGUCAAGCAGAUGACAUCAAGCUGAAUUUACAGAAUGACAAUUACCAAACAGUGGAUGAGUUUGUCACAGAUAUUGAACACAUUUUUCAACACCGCACAUCAGAAGAGAAAAAUGAAUUCAGCAGAAUGGAGCAUUUGUUUAAGGAGGAGUUUAAGACCAUCUUUAAACUUAUAUAACAUUAUGCCUUAAAACACAUGACUGAUUUUAAAACUAAAAUAAAGCUGUGCAGAAAUGAAAGAAAUGAGCGUUACAGUCAGGACCUUUGCCCACCCUGGCCCCACACCACAAAACAAUUUAACUGGAAUAUUUUGACUGACAAAGGGCUGUGGACCACAUAUUACAGUGCAAUGUAUUAAAGUGGUACUCACCUGUUGAGUACCUUUGUGAUUACUUUGUGGAGAAGGUAGAUUAAUGAUAAACAGGUCUUAUUCAUGGAUGAAUCUGUUUAAGUGUAGAUCUUACCUUGAGACUCACUGUUACAUUGGUAGAUCAUUUCUGUCAGCUCAAAUUUAAUAAAAAUUAUAUUUUUUAUUUAAAUAUUAAUUAUAUUGUAUCCUGAUAUUUCAUUUAACUAACAAAUCAUUAUAGUGAAUUGACUUGCACUUUAAAAAAAGAUUUGAUGCCUUAAUUUGUUUUUUGUUUAAUUUACAAGUCAUUUUAACUUAUUAUUAUUUAUCUUGAUAAGAGAUAUCAAAUGAAGCUGACAUCAUAAGUAAAUGAUCAUCCAGCCCCAACCAAAAAAUGUAUCACUCCAGCUCACCAGAUGUGUCUUGUCCAUGAAAUCCUCCAUAUUCUCCUCCAGAGGCCGCCCAUCCUGGAAGAUGUUGAACAGCAGAAAGUCCUCCGGAGAAAUCAUGUUGUUGUUUGUAGUGAUGGGUAGGGGUGGGUGGAUCAAUCCUAAAGUAUUAAUACUUCAGAUACUAAGAUUGUAUCGAAAAGGAACGAUACUAAUGUGUUUUUUUAUUUUAUUUAUUCAUUUUUGUUUUUACUACUGUAGCUAAUAAUUGUGUAAUAUAGAAAGACGAUUUCCUACAGAUUGCUCCUGCCUGCUCUGCUUUGUUUCAUUGUCUUGUCAUCACGUGAUUCAGCGGCGCUGAAAUUUAUUUACGCACUUUAUUUACUUUUUCAAACAAUUGUUUGAAUG